Molecule: messenger RNA, 426 nt
Organism: Naegleria fowleri
Lineage: Eukaryota; Heterolobosea; Eutetramitea; Acrasida; Naegleriidae
Exons: 2
Coding region: 1-426 (141 amino acids)
Biological process (GO): translation
Cellular component (GO): cytosolic small ribosomal subunit; ribosome
Molecular function (GO): structural constituent of ribosome
Source: RefSeq, a predicted model, not a curated record
AUGCGUCAUUUGAUAAACUUGGCCAACAUUAGUAGCAGCACUCGUCUUGUCGGUACGGUGGUGUCUAAAAAGAUGGAAAAGACUGGUGUGUUACUUGUACCAAGAUACCAUUACAAUAACAAGUAUGGAGUGUUGCUCCGUAAAUAUAAAAAGAUAUUCUACCAUGAUGAAACAAACGAAACCGAUGUUGGAGAUAUUAUUCAAAUCAUGCAUCAAGGAAGAAAACUUUCCAAGAACAAAUCAUUUGCCUUUGAUAAUAUGAUUGUAAAGAACGUCGUCGCUAGUGGACUGAAACAACAAGCCCUUGAUGCUGCAGAAGCACAAAAGCUUCUUUUACAAAUUGAACAACAACUUCUCACGGAAAAUCCACUCAAGGUCAAGAUUAGUCAGGAAAGAAGUGCAGAAAAUGAUUCGACUGAACAAUAA